Messenger RNA from Malania oleifera, 1461 nucleotides. RefSeq lists its product as uncharacterized. The coding region runs from base 121 to 1053 and encodes 310 amino acids. Gene Ontology annotation, molecular function: molybdenum ion binding; pyridoxal phosphate binding; catalytic activity. NCBI's taxonomy places the organism in Eukaryota, Viridiplantae, Streptophyta, Magnoliopsida, Santalales, Ximeniaceae. The record is from RefSeq and is a predicted model, not a curated record. The transcript is spliced from 8 exons.
CUCGGCUUUUGGUACACAUUUGAAAUCAAACUAGCUCAUCUCUUUUUAUGCGGUGACAAACUGACACAGAGACGCACUGAGAACAGACGCAGAGAGUGAGAGAGUGAGAGAGAGAGGGAGAUGGAAAAGGCUAGCUCCGAAGCGGUGGCUGUCGUCUCAUCCCUCUUCAUCUACCCCAUCAAAUCAUGCCGGGGGAUUUCUGUUCCUCAAGCAUCCCUUAGUUCUACUGGAUUCCGAUGGGAUAGAGAAUGGGUAGUCAUAAAUUCCAAAGGGAGGGCAUGUACUCAAAGAGUUGAUCCAAAGCUCGCUCUAGUUGAGGUAGAGUUGCCAAAGGAGGCUUUUCUAGAGGGUUGGGAACCAACGAGAAGCUCCUAUUUAGUGCUAAGGGCCCCUGGGAUGGAUGUGCUAAAGGUUCCUUUAAGUAAAUCAGGCCCAGUUGUUGAUGGUGUCACUGUGUGGGAGUGGUCUGGUUCAGUAUUUGAUGAGGGAGAAGAAGCAGCGAAUUGGUUCUCAAAUUUUUUAGGGAAACCUACUCGACUAGUGCGUUUUAAUGCAGCAUCAGAAACUAGGGCCGUUGAUCCUCAGUAUGCUAAUGGAUUCAAAACUACUUUUACUGAUGGGUAUCCAUUCUUGAUGAUAUCCCAGGGUUCAAUGGAUGCACUGAAUGAGCUUCUCAAGGAGCCAAUGCCAAUCAACCGUUUUAGACCCAACAUCCUUGUUGAUGGUUGUCAGCCAUUUUCUGAGGACUUGUGGAAGGAUAUGAAGAUAAACAAGUUAACAUUUCACGGUGUCAAGCUAUGUGAUCGUUGCAAGAUACCCACAAUUAAUCAAGAAAAUGGGAUUACUGAGUCUGAGCCAAAUAGAACUCUCAUGAGCUUCCGGUCAGAUGAAGUCUUGCGACCAACUCAGAAAAAACGGGGAAGGAUAUACUUUGGACAGAAUUUGGUUUGCCCUGAAGCCCUGACCCAAGCAAAGGGAAGGAUUGUUAAGGUCGGGGAUCCUGUCCGCGUCCUUAAGAUGGUCUCCUCUCCUGCUGAAGCUGCUGCCGCCUGAACCAACUCCUCAUCAUAUUAUGAAUACUGGUAGUGUAGUGUGUGGCUUCUUAAAUUUGUACUGCAGGGGUGUGCAAGGUGUUAGUGAUAAUAACUCAAUGAUAGCAACGAGGGUUUAGCUUGCUCUGAUACCAUGAUAGAGAGAGAGAGAGCAAAAGAUUGGGAAAAGAAAAAGCCUUCAUUGAAUCAUUAGAGUUCUACAAGAGAUAAAGGUGGCUCAUGUAGUCUCCAAGAAUAAAAGGAAAAAAAGACUAUUCUAUCCUGAUAUAAUGUAAAUAAUCAUUAUCACUGGCACAAUGAGUGGAUCAUACUGUUGAGUAUGGUUCAAGUUCAACUUGUGCAUAGAACAAGUUCUCUCUGGUUUCUACCCAAAUAAGUAAAUAAAUAUAGACAACUGUUUGCUGGUUUC